Molecule: messenger RNA, 921 nt
Organism: Macroventuria anomochaeta
Lineage: Eukaryota; Fungi; Ascomycota; Dothideomycetes; Pleosporales; Didymellaceae
Exons: 3
Coding region: 1-921 (306 amino acids)
Source: RefSeq, a predicted model, not a curated record
AUGGAUGAUGACUUUCAGUGUGUCACCGUACAUGGACGGGUAUUCCAAAAGAUCUCGAUCGACAACGGUAUAUACUGCGUUCCGGUGGCCAACGACGAGCUCGAGGAAGAUAGGUUGACGGCUCAGCAUGAUGUGUUGUUCAAGCUGUUCGGAAAUGCUCUUUUCUCUCCCUAUAUGAGGAUCAGAGAUCCCCGAAAGAUACUGGAGUGUGGGUAUGGUGGUGGCGACUGGUCUGUACAGUGUGCCGAAGAGUUCGAAGACUGCGAGGUGACUGCCGUUGAUGUUUACCCCAUGCUUAUCGCGGACCAGCCAGACAAUCUCAAUCUUUGCGGCUACAACCUGAACGACCGCCUCAACGAUCCUGAAGUCUUCCAAGCUAGAGCCUACGACCUUAUUCACUCUCGCUGCAUCGGUGCGGGUAUCAAGAGCAACAGGUGGACAUCGUACAUCCGAGAUAUGAAGCUGCUACUCCGGCUAAAUGGAUGGAUUCAAAUUGUUGAGUACUACCUUAACAUUCAGUCGAGCAGCGGGAGAUUGACGGAUCAGUCGGCGGUAAGAAGAUGGUGGCUGGCAUAUGCAGAGGCCAUGAGUCGAAUGAAUCGCGAUCCCAGGAUUGGCACUCAGCUACAGAGUCUCUUCAACGAAGCAAGUUUGAGAGACGUUCGAGUCGAAACUAUACAGCUGCCGAUUGGCGACUGGGAAGCAGGUGAUUGGUACCCCGUGCUAACAACCUUGGCAGAUCCAGUCAAAUCCAGUGUCGGUAGAGACACCGUUGGGAUGAUGGGCGAUCUUCUCGAGUCGCUCAGCCUCUGGCCCUUGACACAGCAACUCAACUGGACAGCCGCACAGUUCACUCGACUCAUUAAUGAAGUUCGCACAGAAUUGCAGAACAACGAGCUGAAGUUGUAUGUUCCCGUGUAA